GGCAGAGUGUGAUUGUCGCCGCACCUUCGGGGCUUUGGGGAUCGCCUCCCUAGGCGCUGGCCUAGGCCCAUGUCCACCUCCCCUUGUCCUCCCCAGCCGCACAGCCGACCUUUGCCCCAGGCCUGGCGAUCUGAGCUCCAGCAGCUCCCGGCCCACCCCUUGCUCAGGAGAGCACUGCGGCGAGGCUGAGGGACAGACCGACCCACAGACGCCGCUGGGACAGAUCGUGGGGGGCUGAUGGCCGCUCAGGGCGAGCCCUGCGUCGGGUCCGGGGUGUGGAACCAGACUGAGCCGGAACCUGCUGCCUCCGGCCUGCUGAGCCUGUGCUUUCUGAAGGCAACAGGGGUCUGGGUGCCCCCUCUGUACCUCUGGGUCCUUGGCCCCUUCUACCUCCUCUACAUUCACCGCCAUGGCCGGGGCUAUCUCCGGAUGUCCCCCCUCUUCAAAGCCAAAAUGGUGCUUGGGUUCGCCCUCAUCCUCCUGUGCACCUUCAGCGUGGCUGUGCCUCUGUGGAGAAUCCAGCAGGGGGAGCCCCAGGCCCCGGAAGUCCUCAUUCAUCCUACAGUCUGGCUCACCACCAUGAGCUUUGCCAUGUUCCUGGUGCACGUGGAGAGGAGGAAGGGUGUCCAGGCAUCCGGGGUGCUAUUUGGGUACUGGCUGCUCUGCUGUCUCUUGCCAGCUACCAGCACUGCCCAGCAGGCCUCGAGCGGGGACUUCCAGCGUGACCCCCUGCGCCACCUGUCCACUUACCUGAGUCUGUCGCUGGUCGUGGCUGAGUUUGUGCUGUCCUGCCUGGUGGAUCGGCCCCCCUUCUUCCAAAAAGACUGCCAGCAGGCUAAUCCAUGUCCGGAGGCUGGGGCCUGCUUCCCCUCCCGGGCCACGUUCUGGUGGGCUUCUGGGCUACUCUGGAGGGGCUACAGGAAGCUACUGAGACCAAAAGACCUGUGGUCUCUUGAGCCAGAAAACUCCUCAGAAGAACUCGUUUCCCAGCUGGAAAGGGAGUGGAUAAGGAGCCACAGUGCAGCCCAGGGGUGCGCCGCGUUGUUCAAAGGCCGGGAUCGCGGGAGCCCGGCAGCGGUGUUCCGAGGCUCCUUCCUCCUGGGCACGCUCUGCCUCCUCCUCGCCGACGCCUUCCGGUUCGCGGUCCCCAAGCUCCUCAGCCUGUUCCUGGAGUUCAUGGGCGACCCGCGGUCCCCCGCCUGGCAGGGCUCGCUGCUGGCGGUGCUGAUGCUGCUCUCGGCGGGCCUGCAGACGCUGUUGGAACAGCAGCACAUGUACCGGCUCAAGGUGCUGCAGAUGCGGUUGCGCACGGCCAUGACGGGCCUGCUGUGCCGGAAGGUCCUGGUUCUGUCCCAAGGCGCCAAGAAGGCCAGCGCGGUGGGCGAUGUGGUGAACCUGCUCUCCGUGGACGUGCAGCGGCUCAGCGAGAGCGUCCUCUACCUCAACGGACUCUGGCUGCCGCUGCUCUGGAUCACCAUCUGCUUCGUCUACCUGUGGCAGCUCCUAGGUCCCUCUGCCCUCACCGCCAUCGCUGUCUUCCUGGGCCUCCUUCCUCUGAAUUUCUUCAUCUCCAAAAAGAGGAGCCACCGUCAGGAGGAGCAGAUGAGGCAGAAGGACUCGCGUGCGCGGCUCACCAGCGCCAUCCUGCGGACCAUGAGAACCAUCAAGUCCCACGGCUGGGAGGAAGUCUUCCUAGACAGGGUCCUGCGCAUCCGCGGCCGGGAGCUGGGCACCUUGAGGACCUCCAGCCUCCUUUUCUCCGUGUCCCUGGUGUCCUUUCAAGUGUCCACGUUUCUGGUGGCACUGGUGGUGUUUGCAGUCCACACCCUGGUGGCUGAGGAGAACGCGAUGGAUGCAGAGAAAGCGUUCGUGACGCUCACGGUGCUCGGCAUCCUCAACAAGGCCCAGGCCUUCCUGCCCUUCUGCACCCACUGCCUCAUCCAGGCCCGGGUGUCCUUUGAUCGCUUGGCCGCCUUCCUGUACCUGGAGGAAGUUGACCCUGGCACCGUGGACUCCAGUCCCUCCCCAUGCCCCCCUGGGAAGGACUGCAUCGCCAUACAGGACGGCACCUUCUCGUGGUCCCAGGAGAGCCCUCCCUGCCUGCACAGGAUCAACCUCACUGUGCCCCAGGGCUGUCUGCUGGCUGUUGUGGGCCCAGUGGGGGCAGGGAAGUCCUCUCUGCUCUCCGCCCUCCUCGGGGAGCUUUCAAAGCUAGAAGGGUCCGUGAGCAUCCAGGGUCCAGUGGCUUACGUGCCGCAGGAGGCCUGGGUCCAGAACAGCUCGGUGGUGGAGAACGUGUGCUUCCGGCAGGAGCUGGACCUUUCCUGGCUGGAGACGGUGCUGGAGGCCUGUGCCCUGGGCUCAGAUGUGGACAGCUUUCCUGCGGGCAUUCACACCCUAAUUGGGGAGCAGGGCAUGAGCCUCUCUGGGGGCCAGAAGCAGCGGCUGAGCCUGGCCCGGGCCGUGCACAGAAAGGCUGCCGUGUACCUGCUGGAUGAUCCCCUCGCAGCCCUGGACGCCCACGUGGGGCAGCAUGUCUUCAACCAGGUCAUCGGGCCCCAUGGGCUGCUCCAGCAGACGACUCGGAUCCUCGUGACCCAUGCGCUCCACGUCCUGCCCCAGGCCGAUCAGAUUGUGGUGCUGGUAGAUGGCAGCAUCGCAGAGAUGGGCUCCUACCAGGAGCUGCUGCACAGGAAGGGCGCGCUGGUGGCCCUGCUGGAGGGAGCCGGACAGCCCGGCGGUGGAGGAGACAGAGAAGCAGAACCUGUGGCCAGCGCCAGUGACCCUGGAGGUAGGAGGCCGGAACACAGAUCAGGGAGGUCCACAAAGUCACCCCCUACAAGGGACGAUGUCAUCUCAGAAGCCCAGAUGGCCGCUCCUCUAGAUGAUCCCAGCGGGGCUGGACAGCCAGUCGGAGCGGGCAGUGCGCGGUGUGGCCGGGUGAAGGCCGCCGUGUACCUGAGCUACCUGCAAGCCAUGGGCAUCCCCCUCUGUACCUAUACGCUGUUCCUCUUCCUGUGCCAGCAAGUGGCCUCCUUCUGCCGGGGCUACUGGCUGAGCCUGUGGGCGGAUGACCCAGUUGUGGACGGCCAGCAGAUGCAGACGGCCCUGCGGGGCUGGGUCUUUGGGCUCCUCGGCUGUCUCCAAGCCAUUGGGCUCUUUGCCUCCAUGGCCGCAGUGUUCCUGGGUGGGGUCCAGGCAUCCAGCCUGCUCUUCCGGAGGCUCCUGUGGGAUGUGGCACGGUCUCCCAUUGGCUUCUUUGAGCGGACACCUGUCGGGAACCUGCUGAACCACUUCUCCAAGGAGAUGGACACGGUGGAUGUGGAAAUCCCAGACAAGCUCCAGGCCCUGCUGACUUACGCCUUCGGACUCCUGGAGGUUUGCCUGGCAGUGAUGACAGCCACACCACUGGCCAUCGUGGCCAUCCUGCCACUGAUGCUCCUUUAUGCUGGGUUUCAGAGCCUGUACGUGGCCACUUCAUGCCAGCUGAGACGCAUGGAGUCGGCCAGCUACUCGUCUGUGUGCUCCCACGUGGCCGAGAUGUUCCAGGGCAGCGCGGUGGUCAGGGCGUUCCAAGCCCAGGGCCACUUUGUGGCGCAGAGCGAUGCUCUCAUGGAUACGACCCAGAGGGUCAGUUUCCCACGCCUGGUGGCUGACAGAUGGCUCGCUGCCAACCUGGAGCUUCUGGGGAACGGCCUGGUGUUCGUGGCUGCCAUGUGUGCCGUGCUGAGCAAGGCCCACCUCAGUGCUGGCCUUGUAGGGUUCUCCGUCUCAGCUGCCCUGCAGGUGACCCAGACCCUGCAGUGGGUCGUUCGCAGCUGGACAGACCUGGAAAACAGCAUGGUGUCGGUGGAGCGGGUGCAGGACUACGCCCACACGCCCAAGGAGGCGCCCUGGACGCUGCCCACCUGUGCAGCCCGGCCCCCCUGGCCUCACGGGGGACAGAUCGAGUUCCGGAACUUUGGGCUGAGAUACUGGCCGGAGCUGCCGCUGGCUGUGCAGGGCGUGUCCUUCCAGGUGCAUGCAGGAGAGAAGGUUGGCAUCGUGGGCAGGACGGGGGCUGGGAAGUCCUCCCUGGCCGGGGGCCUGCUGCGGCUCCAGGAGGCAGCUGAGGGCGGCAUCUGGAUCGACGGGGUCCCCAUCGCCCAGGUGGGGCUGCACACGCUGCGGUCCAGGAUCACCACCAUCCCUCAGGAUCCCGUGCUGGUUCCUGGCUCACUGAGGAUGAACCUGGACCUGCAGCAGCAGCACUUGGAUGGUGCCCUCUGGGCGGCCUUGGAGAUGGUGCAGCUCAAGGCCUUCGUGGCCAGCCUGCCCGGCCAGCUGCAGCACGAGUGUGGGGAGCACGGCGAAGACCUGAGCGUGGGUCAGAAGCAGCUCCUGUGCCUGGCACGUGCCCUUCUCCGGAAAACCCAGAUCCUCAUCCUGGACGAGGCCAUGGCCGCAGUGGACCCGGGCACAGAGCUCCAGAUCCAGGCGGCCCUGAGGCACCAGUUCGCCCAGUGCACGGUGCUGCUCAUUGCCCACCGCCUGCGCUCGGUGAUGGACUGCGCCAGGGUGCUGGUCAUGGACAACGGGCAGGUGGUGGAAAGCGGCAGCCCAGCCCAGCUGCUGGGCCAGCAGGGACUGUUCUACAGGCUGGCCCAGGAGUCAGGUCUAGUCUGA
Messenger RNA from Fukomys damarensis (Damara mole-rat), 4665 nucleotides. RefSeq names its product ATP binding cassette subfamily C member 6 (gene Abcc6). NCBI's taxonomy places the organism in Eukaryota, Metazoa, Chordata, Mammalia, Rodentia, Bathyergidae. The transcript is spliced from 32 exons. Gene Ontology annotation, biological process: transmembrane transport. Gene Ontology annotation, molecular function: ATP hydrolysis activity; ATP binding; ABC-type transporter activity. Bases 238 to 4665 code for a protein of 1475 amino acids. The record is from RefSeq and is a predicted model, not a curated record. Gene Ontology annotation, cellular component: membrane.